Drosophila grimshawi is the source of this 852-nucleotide messenger RNA. RefSeq names its product protein argonaute-2. Bases 1 to 852 code for a protein of 283 amino acids. The record is from RefSeq and is a predicted model, not a curated record. The transcript has a single exon. NCBI's taxonomy places the organism in Eukaryota, Metazoa, Arthropoda, Insecta, Diptera, Drosophilidae.
AUGCGUAUCUCAAUUUUUAUUGUGCUUGUUACGUUGGUCGCCAUCACUGCCGCACAUCUUCCCCAACUGCGAGAAGUACUGAGAGGCGGACGGGGAGGGUCUCAAGGAGGUUCUCAAGGAGGUUUCCAGAAUGGUCGAAGAGGUACCCAAGGAGGUUUCCAGGAUGGUCGAGGAGGGUCUCAAGGAGGUUUUCAGAAUGGUCGAGGAGGUUCUCAAGGAGGUUUCCAGGGUGGACGAGCUAGUGCCCAAGCAAGUUCUCAAGCAAGUUCUCAAGCAGGUUUCCAGAGCGGUCUGAGUGGCACACAAGGUGGACGAGGUGGUGAUCAAAGGCGAAGAGGUACACAGGGAGGCUUCCAGAAUGGCGUGAAUGGGGAUUACAUCAACAACAUUGGUGACCUGCAAGGUGGAAGAGGAACUUCACUAGGAGGUUCCCAAGGAGGUUUCCCAGGUGGAAGAGGAGAUACUCAAGACGGUUCCCAGGGUGGGCAAGCAAGUGCUCAAGCAAAUUCUCAAGCAAGUUCUCAAGCAGGUUUCCAGAGCGGUCUGAGUGGCACACAAGGCGGACGAGGUGGUGUUCAAAGGCGAAGAGGUACACAAGGAGGCUUCCAGAAUGGCCUGAAUGGGAAUUACAUCAACAACAUCGGUGGCCUGCAAGGUGAAAGAGGAAGUUCUCAAGGAGUUAUUCGGGGCGGCCAAGGAGGAUUUCCGGGUGGUCAGCAAGGUGUACGAAGUGGUUCACAAGGAGGCUUCCAAAAUGGUUUGAAUGAAGGUUAUACCAUCGGCUUUGGUAGACGAGGAAACUCUCGAGGAUUUGUCCAGAGUGGACGAGGAGGUGCCCAAGGAAGUUUCUAG